Molecule: messenger RNA, 593 nt
Organism: Corythoichthys intestinalis (scribbled pipefish)
Lineage: Eukaryota; Metazoa; Chordata; Actinopteri; Syngnathiformes; Syngnathidae
Product: protein KRI1 homolog
Exons: 1
Coding region: 82-591 (169 amino acids)
Biological process (GO): endonucleolytic cleavage in ITS1 to separate SSU-rRNA from 5.8S rRNA and LSU-rRNA from tricistronic rRNA transcript (SSU-rRNA, 5.8S rRNA, LSU-rRNA)
Cellular component (GO): 90S preribosome; nucleolus
Source: RefSeq, a predicted model, not a curated record
GCCACGCCACCCCACUCACUAUGUGAUGCUAGUUCAUCUAGUUUCUGGAUUAUAAACACAUCACAAAAUCCACACCGAACCAUGUCUGACAAAACAGGAUUUAAAAUUAACACCCAAUUCGCAAAGAAAUAUGAUAGAUAUCGAGAGAAGGAAGAACUACAGAGACUAAAGGAUCGAUAUGGAGAUCGAGGGGAUGACGAUGAGUCGGAGUUAUCUGAGUCCAGUUCGGACGACAGUGAAGUGGAGUUGGAUCCAGAAAUUGAAAGGGACUUUUACAGGACAUUGUCACUCCUGAAGAAGAAAGACCCAAAGAUCUAUCAAAAAGAUGCCAAAUUCUACUCAGAAGACUCACCCAACACUGACGUGAAACCUUCCACCUCAAAGUCAAAAGUUAAGCCCAUGUACCUGAAGGACUAUGAGCGCAAAGUCAUACUCGAGAAGGAAGGAAAAUAUGAAGACGAGGAUAGUGACAGUGAUGAUGAGGAGGUAGCAAAAAGACUAGAAAGAGCCUCUUCCCCCAGCUACAUGCAAGAGCAGAAGCAACUGAAAGAAGUUUCCGAAAUGAAUAAAUACAUUUUGGGUGUAAAAUAACG